AUGGCUGAAAAGUACGAACCUGAGAGGGAUGGCAUCAAGCCAGGGCCUUCUCCCAUCGGGCCUGCAACGGAUGAUGUUUCCUCGACCCAAAGCAAGGAGCAGACCGAGUGUCUUGAUGCCUUUGGGGACGAAGCCGGCGGUGAAGUUCAAUACAAGACCAUGACUUGGUGGCAGGGCGCCCUGGUAAUGAUUGCUGAAAACAUCUCACUGGGUAUUCUCUCUCUUCCUGCCGUGUUGGCCAGAGUUGGGUUGAUUGGUGGGUUGAUUGGCAUCAUCGGUCUCGGUAUUUUUACAACCUACUCUGGCUAUGUCCUAUGGCAGUUCAAGAUGAGAUAUCCGCACAUUAUUAACUAUGCGGAUAUUGGAGGCGUGCUCCUUGGCCCUUGGGGUAAGGAGCUUUUUGGCAUUGCGUACAUCAUCUACAUGGUUUUCUGCAUGGCCUCGCACAUUUUGACUUUUACUAUCGCCAUGAAUGUCCUGACUGAGCAUGCAACAUGUACCAUCAUCUGGGGAGUGGUUGGUGUCGUCAUAUUCACGCUUCUCUCUAUCCCUCGAACGUUGAAGAACAUCUCCUUCCUUUCCAUAGUUUCAUUUGCUAGCAUUCUAUCAGCUGUGAUGAUCACAAUGAUUGCUCUGGGUGUCUCGCCACAGGCUGCAGCUGAUGCGAUGCGUGGAACCUAUCCUGCGUCAUUCCCAGCAGCCUUCAACAGCAUGUCCAACAUCGUCUUUGCGUAUGGAGGCCAUGUUGCAUGGAUCAGUUUCAUCAGUGAAUUGCGGGACCCAAAGGAAUACCCCAAAUCUCUCAUACUAUUGCAAGCAGUAGACAUAUCCAUGUACCUUGUGGCAGCGCUGGUAAUCUACCGUUACGCUGGGGUAGGCGUUGACAGUCCCGCUCUAAGCAGUAACAGCGUUAUUGUGAAGAAGGUGGCCUGGGGCAUUGCACUCCCCACCAUUGUCAUUGCCGGGGUUAUCUUCGCCCACGUAUCUGUCAAGUACGUCUACGUACGUAUGUUUUCAGGUACACGUCAUUUGCACAGUCGUGGCUGGAUCGCUACGGGUACCUGGAUUGGUCUGGGCACCUUUUCCUGGAUCAUAGCUUUCGUUCUCGCAGAAAGCAUACCAGUGUUUAGUGAUCUGCUCGGUUUCAUUUCAGCCUUAUUUGCAUCAUGGUUUUCGUAUGGUAUUCCUGGUAUCUGCUGGUUCUACAUUAACCGUGGGAGCUGGUUCAAGGAUGGAAAGAACAUCUGGCUUACGAUGGUCAACCUCGUUUUGAUAAUCCUUGGUGUUAUCAUUUGUGGAGUUGGGUUGUAUGCAUCUGGCUAUGAGAUGGCCGCGCAUACGAAGUCAGGGUCUAGUGGCGUUUGGAGUUGUGUCGAUAACCAGUAUUAA
This is a messenger RNA of Glarea lozoyensis ATCC 20868, 1389 nucleotides long. RefSeq lists its product as uncharacterized. Gene Ontology annotation, molecular function: amino acid transmembrane transporter activity. Gene Ontology annotation, cellular component: vacuolar membrane. Lineage: Eukaryota; Fungi; Ascomycota; Leotiomycetes; Helotiales; Helotiaceae. The transcript has 5 exons. The coding region runs from base 1 to 1389 and encodes 462 amino acids. The record is from RefSeq and is a predicted model, not a curated record. Gene Ontology annotation, biological process: amino acid transmembrane transport.